CUGCUGUUGCACCGCGGCGGAAGCGGCUCUUGUGUUACCGCCACGUCGGAAUAUCAUCUGAAGCGUCCAGUUCCACGGUCAUCUAAAAUUCCUAGAGUGUUUGUCUUAUAACAGCCAUCAUGGUGUCCGUCAUAAACACAGUGGACACGUCCCACGAAGAUAUGAUCCAUGACGCUCAGAUGGAUUAUUAUGGUACGCGACUAGCCACAUGCUCUUCUGAUCGGACCGUGAAGAUCUUUGACGUAAGAAAUGGGGGCCAGAUCCUUGUUGCAGACCUCAGAGGCCAUGAAGGUCCGGUGUGGCAAGUGGCCUGGGCUCACCCCAUGUUUGGCAACAUACUGGCAUCCUGCUCCUACGACAGAAAAGUCAUCAUCUGGAAGGAGGAGGGUGGAACCUGGGACAAGAUGUACGAGUACACUGGUCAUGAGUCAUCUGUGAACUCAGUAUGCUGGGGUCCGUACGACUUUGGUUUGAUCCUGGCAUGUGGCAGCUCAGAUGGAGCCAUUUCCCUCCUGACGUUCACUGGAGAUCAACAGUGGGACUACAAAAAGAUUAACAACGCUCACACUAUUGGCUGUAACGCAGUCAGCUGGGCUCCAGCCGUCGUUCCUGGAAGUCUCAUCGAUCAGCCGUCGGGACAGAAGCCAAACUACAUCAAACGCUUUGUGUCAGGCGGCUGUGACAACCUGGUCAAACUCUGGAAGGAGGAGGACGGUCAGUGGAAGGAGGACCAGAAAUUGGAGGCUCACAGUGAUUGGGUGAGAGACGUUGGCUGGGCCCCGUCCAUUGGUCUGCCCACCAGCACCAUCGCCAGCUGCUCCCAGGAUGGCCGGGUCUUCAUCUGGACGUGUGAUGACCCCGCUGGGAACACUUGGACGGCCAAACUGCUGCACAAGUUCAACGACGUGGUCUGGCACGUCAGCUGGUCCAUCACCGGGAACAUCCUGGCCGUGUCUGGAGGUGACAACAAGGUGACUCUGUGGAAGGAGUCGAUGGACGGGCAGUGGGCCUGUAUCAGCGACGUCAGCAAAGGCCAGGGCGCCGUCUCUGCCAUCACAGACUCGCAGCAGGCCGAGCAGUGACACACACACACAGAAUCUGUAAAUGAUGUGGGACUGGUCAGCUAAUGUUUAGGGUUCUCAUAUUUGGAAAUUAUUGACUGCCCAGACUGAAUCUCAACCAGAUGACCUAGAAAAUCAAAAAAAAAAAUGUGUGAAUCAUUGACUCCACUCCAGAACUGGUGCCUAGCCGUUCCCCUCGAAACAUUCCGACUGUUGACUGGCUCAUUGAUAUUUGUUGGUUAUCAGAGUCUGGGAAACGUAAUGCUUGUGUAUCAGGUCACUCGGUGCUGGAAGUAGACCGGUCAUGUACACGGACAAGAUUAACUCAGCGUCGGAAUGUUUUCUUUAAAGUUGUUCUGGUGGUCUUACGUGAAAGCCAAAAGCUUCUUAUCCAUCUGACACAGUUUUAUAAGCCUGUCUAAACAAGUGUUGGUGAAAAUGAAUGCUUAUGUUGUGAUUAAAUAAUUAAUAUUGAAAACGUCCAGCCUACUUU
Synchiropus splendidus (mandarinfish) is the source of this 1554-nucleotide messenger RNA. It is a transcript of the gene sec13, whose product is annotated as SEC13 homolog, nuclear pore and COPII coat complex component. The transcript is spliced from 9 exons. Gene Ontology annotation, cellular component: COPII vesicle coat; nuclear pore outer ring. The coding region runs from base 120 to 1082 and encodes 320 amino acids. Lineage: Eukaryota; Metazoa; Chordata; Actinopteri; Syngnathiformes; Callionymidae. Gene Ontology annotation, biological process: protein import into nucleus; positive regulation of TOR signaling; COPII-coated vesicle budding. The record is from RefSeq and is a predicted model, not a curated record. Gene Ontology annotation, molecular function: protein binding; structural molecule activity.